ACCUCCUGCUUACAGGAAGUGUUGAGUGUGUGUUGAGUUGAGCCUGUGUAGCUGUCUGUGCUUGUCGGGUUCAUUAAAUCGGUCGCAGCAUAUCUCUGGUCCAGAGAGUGGAUGCUGCCUUCACGUCCUCCUGGUCUCCAUCCUCCCAUUUCAGCCGAGCAUCAGCUCCUUUUUUGUGCAAGUUGAUAGUGUGUGCAUGUGUGUAAAUACACUCUAGACCUAUAUAUGUGAGUGUGUUGCUUUAGGGUAGUGUAUGUGAGUGUGUGUGUGUGUGUGUGUGUGUGUGUGUCUGUGUCAGUGCCCCCCAGCCCACCAUGUCCCCAUAUCCCUCAACGCUCCAGCUGUGUCCAUCAGUGUGUCUUCAUCUCCUCUGCCUGCUGCUGCUGCUCCUCACUGUGUCCUCCUCCUCAGUACCUAAAAAGGACCCAGGCAUGGCUGAGCCCUUAACCCAUUUCAACAAGACACAAGGUAACUGCACCCCUCCAUGUGAUAACAAUGCUGUCAGUGAAAAUGCAACAGAUCUAAAUCUGAAAACAGCUCCCACAGAAGGACCACAGCAGGACCAAUUCUCCCCCAACUUGUCUUCAUCCGUCAUCCACACUUCUGUCAGCCACAAAUUAAAUGAGCCUAUAGUAUCCUCAACCUCACUCAACCAAGCCGAAGGAGGAAACCAUUCAUCCACAACCCCACCAUCCAAUCAACAGCUGGCACUACCAGACAAUCAGAGUCCAUCACCAGAGGCAGUCAUUCAGCCUGCAGCUCCUCCUCCUCCUCCUACCACCACAGGCUCAGCCACACUGACUGCUCAUACUGGAUCCAGCACCAGCAAUGGUACAACUACAACUACAACUACAUCUACAACUGCAGAAUCUGUUAGGAAUGUAUACAUAACCACUGUGCUGGUGACUUCUACAGCCACAACAACACCAGCAUCUACUACAAUAACGGCAACAUCGACAACAAAAACCGCAACAUCCACAACAACAGUGACACCAACAUCUACAGCAGCAGCACCACCACCACCACCACCACCACCACACCCUGCAACAACUGUAACAGCAACAACCACGCUUACAAGAGCUACCACAACCUUUACUAUUACUACAACCACAGGUACAAAGAUGACACUGCCACCAGCUGUCACAACACAGCCAAAUGCCCCAACUACUCACAAGCCACUAUUUCAGACCUCUUUACCCAGAGGGCCUGUUACCAGCACCAGUGCUCCCGCCAAUCCCAACCAGCCGGUCACCUUGGGAACGCGAGAUGGCAUGGUAGAUGUAGCUGGAGCCGCUCUGACCAGGCAGCUGGUGGAUACAGCGUCUUUACUGGCCGUCCUGCUCUUCGGCCUGCUCUUCUUCCUGGUCACAGUGGCUGUGUUUGUCACACAGGCCUACGAGAGCUAUAGGCGGAAGGACUACACCCAGGUGGACUACUUGAUCAAUGGCAUGUACACAGACUCUGGGGUGUGAGGGAGGAAGCACAUCGCAUGGAGAUUGUUUGUGCGCUUAGAGUCAGAGGCUGUAGAACAGAAGAUGGUGUGGAGAGUAAGACAGUAGUGCAAUGAAUUCACAAGGUGAUUCAUCACCACUGUUAGACAGUUCAGAGAGAAGUAGGAAAGGACUAAACUGACCAGCAGUUCACUGAACUGACCCUACAGCAGUCACUGAUCUGUUUCUAUCAUAACUUUUCCACUUAACGCUUUGUUUCUUCCUGCUUCUCUUUCUUUUGGAUGGUUUGAAUGUGGAGAGUUUGGCUUGUCCCAGUUUUGCCGAAUUUUGAGCAACAGAAAUCAAGGUUACUUUGGUGUAACUCAGUUCUGUGUGUACGUGCAAAGCCCUCUAAUGGACUUUGCUAUCGUCCCAUGACAGCUGUGCUUGGUUCUAGGGUGGCUGGACCAAUCAGAAUGCUUCCAAGGUGAUAAAAAAUUUUUUUCAAUGUCUGACUUAAAAAAAAAAAAAAAAGGUGUCAUAAUAUUUGAAUUAUUGUACUUUUGCAGAUGAAUGUAGUCACACAGAAGUUUAAUGCUCAUUAAGGACCAGGGCUGACACUUUUUCAUUCAUUCAAGUUAAUUUAUAGCAUGAUGCAUUUUAUAAUAAAAUGCAAAAAUGUAAUAAAAUGAAAAAAAAAAGUGACAGCCCUAUAAAGGACCAAAGCAUUUUUAUGAAUAUUAUGUUGGAGAUUAGACUAGUCAUUUUCCAGUGAUGGACUGAAUGACUUAUCCCACAGCCACAAAUAGAAAAAACAUAGAAGUGGGAACCCAUUGAUAAGAAAUUUCUCAAUCAGCCUAGACUGGCUGAUUGACUGUUUGACUAACAGGCUCUUCAUUUAGCACGUCCCAAACACAUCACAUUGGAAAUGAACAAAGAUGCGUAUCAUGAAAAAUUCCCAUAUAUGUGCAACAUAACACAUCACUAGGGCUAGGUGUUUAUUUAGUAUAUUUGAGAAUUUACUCUGAAACAAAUGGGCUUCUUCUGAUUUUGUUUUGCACAAUUCAAUAUUACAUAUAUAUAUUUUAGAUGUGUUGACAUUUCUACCCAUCAGAUAUUUUCACUACCAGCACAAAGUAACAGUUGCAGUGAUUGGUCGUUUCAGUUGUUGAUGUCAGUAGUUGAGAUGACAUAAACUGGUUUUUAGUUUUAGUCAUAAUUUGGGGAGUUCAGGGCUCAGAGUCACAGGUUUACCUUUUUAAAUGUAAGUUUGUUCUGGUUUAUUAUAACUUGAGACUCACUGUUACAGUUUUGGCCAUCAUAUCUUUCAGACACAAGCCCCUUAAACACUGCCUGUUCAAGGCUGGAAUGUCACACUGUUUGUCUGCCUCAAUGUUCUUUACAAAAAGUAUGACUGUGGAAUACGGGGACAGAGUUAUCUCACCUUUAAGCCAGCAGUGGAAGUUGUAACGGCGCUGGACAGCCAGCAGGAUGGGACCAUGAAUGUGACGGCUGUGACGUUUGGACAAGUUGUUGGUGUGUAACCGACUGCAUGAGAUUUCAAAAGUAGAUGGUAGCAGUUAGCAGCUAACCCAAAGAAGAAGCAGCCGAAUAUGUUCUCUUUUGCUUCCAUGAUGCUGGUGUGCUGUUUAAAAUUACACACUGUAGCGGCAAGAUGUUGCUAUUGUUUCGCUCUGUGUAAAAAUACAAAGGAGGCAUAUAGAAGGGACUUCAAGGUGGCCCUAUAAUGCCAUAUCUGUGUAAAAAGAACUAUAGAAACAUUGUACUCAAAGUAAAUUACUGAGACCUGGAAACACGGCAUCUCAACACCCCUGAAAAUCUUCCUUUGCUGACCUGCAGUGGUGUAGUAGUGUACUUCAGUGUGUGUCAGGAGGACACUGUGACAUCACUGUUUCCUGUGGUUACACAGCAAAUACAUGGGGUCAGAUGAUCAGACAGGUUGGUUUUUGUUUUUCAUAUGGAUGAGAGAUUAUAAGCAGAGUCUUAAUUUCUGCCCCAGCUUCACCAGCAUCCAAGGUGCACAGAGAGGGAAAAGGUCUCCAAGAACAUUUGUAGUAUAAACAACAACUUUAUUGUGAGACCAACCCAUUUGGGCUUGUGGCUUUCAAAUAAGAGAUUAGUACCAACAUUUCAGGUGCACUUGACCUCUAAAUGUAGGGGUUUAGAUCAUUUGUUAGUUUUACAAUCUACAAUUGCUUUGAUAGGUAAAGUGUGUUUGUAACUGAUAGAAAAGAUGGCCAAAACUACAAACAGUAAGAUUCAAGUUGUAAUAUAUGUAUUACAGUUGAAUAAUCCUUUGAAUGUAGCUGCCAAUGAAAUACCAGUCCCUUCAGUAGCAGUAGUGUGCCACGAAAAAGAUCUGACCUGUGUGACUCCACAGCACAGAGAGCUGGACUUGAACCAGCUUCUUCCACACUUUAAUUAAAAGUAAAUAACUAUGUGGAAAAACUUUACAUGAUUCCACAGAGGUAGAGGAGUUUUCUCAGAAAGACAUCAGGAUUUAACACAGGUACUCCUGCCAGCUGAAUGCAGUGGAAGAUGUAUUUCCAUCACUCUGCAUUAAGUUUCUCCAGAUGUGGCCUGGUGUGUCAGGGCCAAAGUAUAUACUGUGUGGUGUCUGGUUUAGUCGGUAGGCCAGAGAGAGACCACAGAGUCAUCUCAGUCAAAUCAUCAAGUUGGAGAUUUUUUCAUUGUCUUGUCAGUGUGUUGACGCUGGCUUAGUGUUUUCUGUGUGUGCAUGUUACGAGCGGCAGAGGUGUGUUUAUUUGGAUGGCAGCUGCUUUGCUUAGUGAUGGUGUUUAAAAAAAAAAAAGACAUUCAGGCAGACACAUUAAAACAAACUGCUUUGUUUAGUUAACACUGAGAAUGAAUCAAAUCAUCCUCAGUUAAAUUAAUUCCACUUUUUUUCAUAAACUUGAUCAGUGAUUUCAAAGAUUUGACACAAGGCAGAACAGCUGUAAGGUCUUCUAUCUGCCCAUUACAAAGGCAGCUGUGCAUACCCACCCUCGUUAUGUGGUUUCACACACUAAACAUUGUAGCUUGGAUUGGCGACUUGUGGAAAUAGUCAUACAUCACUUUUUCACUGUAGCAUUCUGUAGAAAACAUUACAGUAUAUUCCAAAUGGCAAGGAAAGGUCUGGAGAUAAGUAAGGAGAGGACUGUUGUUAAGACAACAGUAAACCUUUGUGUAACCAUGUGAAAUAUGAUUUGCAGUGGUAUGUGGAGCCCCCUUUAUGUGGCAUUUUAUUGUUGUUUUGGUUUGUUUUAAACAUCUCUUCAUUUCACUACACAUUCGGACACAAUCAGACAUUUUGGGAAAUGAGUUUCCUGUAAAACCCACAGUCAUAGUAUGUGCAGGGUUUCUGCAGUUCCCUCAAAAUUCUUAAAGGCAUUAUAUUUGUGAAUCUAAAAUUAAGGCAUUCUUUAAAGCAUCCCUUUAUUUCAUUGCUUUAAAGAAACAAUCAGACUUUUUGGAAAUCAGUUUCCUCUAAAAACCCACAGUUAUAGUACAUGCAGGGUUCCCACAGGGCUUCCGUACAAAGUCUUAAUGGCAUUGAAUUCAUGAAUCCAUAAAUAAGGCCUUAACUGAUAUGAAAAUGUCUUAAAUCAACCCUUUUAGGGUCUUAAAAAUGCUAAGUCAUGGAAAGUAGGAUGUUGAAAAUAGUUUUUUCCAACGAUAUUUUUUGUAGGCCGACAUGAAAAUUAAUAUCAUCCUGGUUCCCCUGCCAAAAAGCCUAUGGGAUUUUUUCAUUGGAUUUUGGAUAAUUGCAGAAAAUAAUCUUAGUAGUAAACAAAUGUUUAUGAUACUUACAUGCUUUGUUCGGCAAGAUACUCUUCACAAAUGAACACCGCUUUUAUGAUAAUUAAAGCCUAAAUGCAAUUGCUGAAAGUAAAAAUCUAAUAUUAGGUUAUGAACAAAUUACACCACGGUCACAUGACUAAAUGUCACCAACAGGCUGUAAAGCCAUGUUCUGUGUGAUGAUGUUCUGCAGUGUCAUUUAGCCACUCUUUAGCAAUCACCUUUUUUAAGACACAUAAAAGCCUCAAAAUUCACAGUGGGGUAUUUGCUGAUGUAUUUGAUGUCGUAGAACAAAACGUGAAAGUCUCUUCAGCUUGCGUUAAUCAUAGACCUUAUUUCUGGCAUCUAACCAAAACCCCAUUCAAAAAACCCAUUGACUUCAAGAAGAGGGGGCCAGGAGUGCUAAAAUCCAAAGUCAUUUAUGGAUUGUAGGACUCAAUCCUGGGGCUCUCUGUUUACUGAAUGCCCCUUGCAUCCAGACAUGAGAAAAAGCUAUGAAGUUCAUCAUCAUCGUACUCUUAAAAUAGACAAAAGGAGAAGAGAUUAAUUGGGGUGCCCUGGUGGAUUAGGGGUUUAAAUUACUGUGCAUGAACCACGACGUCCGCUGCUUUAAGUACAGGUGGGGACACUUGUUGCCAUUCCGUUUUUCUUUCUCAUUUCUCGUCAUUGCUCUGCUGUCAACACUCUAUUGUACAGGUUUAAGGAAAAUCUUAAAACCUUACACGGUUUAGCCAAUGACAGCUUCACAGUGUCGAACAAGUAAACUUUUUUCCAUGUUUUAAGACACAGCUGUAUUAAUAGCAUAGCUUAGCAUAAAGACUGAAAAUGGGCAAUUGCUAGCAUUUCUCUUGUGAUGGAGUUAGGCUAGCACUUUUCAAGCUAAAUACUGUGCAUCCAGGGCCUCACUCUUAAUGGAGAUACGGUAUCAUCCAGAUCCAACUGAGGUUAGCAGCACCUAAGUCUAUUUCCCAUACAUUUCUUUGUGUUUCAAAGUCUUAUCAUUUCAGUUUAGUUCCACAAGCUUUCAUCAAUGCCGAUGACAUUUAAGCUGUUUUUCAGUGUUUAAUUUUUUUGCACGCUCAUCCUGCAGUGAGUCAUGGGAACAGGGCCAUACUAGAUUGCUUAUUUCAAUAUAAUGUAUAAUUUUUGCUAAUGGUGAAUAUAUUUUUAAAUGCUAAACUAUUUUGAGUAUAUUGAGGUGUGUGUUUUCUGUUUUGUUUUUGGAUGAUGUUUUCCUAAACAGAUUCUUCAUAUAGCUUAGUAUGUACCUCACUGUACAUUUUCUCCUGUUUUUGUCGGUAUGUUUUAGACAUCACUGAUGAACAUGGACCUUAAGCCAUUCAUCCACUUGUUUUGAAUGCAUUUUGGAGGUGCAUCAUUCCUGGAAACAUCACAUUCAGCAAAAAAACAAACUACAAAUUAUGACUUCCAUAUAAUAUUUUGUGACUUAGCUUACUUAUAAUUAUGCUAGGUGUUAUCAAAAUUAUGAGGUUUGCCAUAAUGAGUGAUAUACUGCAGCUCAUGAAAUAGAUUACUAUAAGAAUCUCACAAAUAUGAGUCACAGUUCAGUACUAUGGAAGUUAUAUAAAAGUUAAUGCACAGAAAAUUGUCUAAAAGUUUGAAUACAUUUGACAGAGUGAUGAACAAAUGCUCAGCUGCAUCUGUUACAGUUCUGAACAAUAUGUGAUGAUGAUGAAUAUGGACAGACGAGUCCUUAAAUUGUUCUCAAUGGUUUUACGAUGUAAACAAAAACAGUAUCCUCUACAGACUGACUUACUUACUUGCCUUUUCUCUUUUCUUGAGCAGUCUUAUUAGUUUUCUUUUCCUGGGGGGUUCAUGGUUGAUGAACAAUCACCAAAUAAUCACUGAAGCACAUUAUUGUAUGAUAAAGCCAAGGGGAACAUAAAGCCAUUAUCAAUAUGUGACUGAUUGACUGAAGGAUGAUAUGACAGUGUAUGCUACAACAUGAAAGGAAGAUUAAUGGGUGGAUCUAAAGCUCACACAGCAGAGGAUGUUUUCAAGUUAAAUAAAGUUUGUGCUGCUGAGUGUUUCUGUAGUAUAUUGAAUGUAUUAGGUUUUGACCCUAAUUGUUUUUGUAUUGGACCUGCUAAUUUUGUGUAAAAUUUCCAUGUCUUUAAAGUUGGUUUCAUGCCAUAACUGAUUUUUUUUUUUUUUUUUUUUUUUUUUUAAAGAGGAAAAAAAAAAUCUCUGAAAUAUAAUUUGAAAGAUGUCUGGUUUUAGAAAUGCAGAGAGUGUUCAAAUUUGUUUACAAGAGAUGAGAUCGGUACGAGAGCAGAGACCUGCUUUAUUUGCAAUCAUGGUUUUCAUCACUGUAUUUUCCUAUGAUGUUUGGCCUGUUAUCUCAGGAUUACUAUCUAGAAUCCAAUAUCUUGAGGAAACCAACUUUUGUUUUCAAAUGAAAAUUUGCUGUAUUCCAAUGUCUCAAGAAAACAAGACUUGCAUCCUGAGAAAAUUAAACACAAACACUGAGAAAACGAUAUCUUAUUUAAAAAGUUGAAAAUUUGACAUUUAUUCCUUUAUGUCAUGUUUAUGCCUGAUUUUUGUUUUGUUUUGUCAGUUAUCUCGUAAAAUGAGCUACAGAGGCGUAGAGCUGCCAUGCCAAGAAAAAAAAAAGGUCAGGUCAUAAUUUUACAAGAAGAGUAUCUUGUUAUGUAAAUAUCUUUUUUUUAAAAACUGAUCAGCAUCAGUUUUUUCUGGUGUGGCAUCACUAUGCUUUUGUAAAUACCCUUUAGUUUCUCUUUUCCUGUUAUCAUGAGAAAACAAGAACAUCUGGUGUGUUAUCUUCAGAUAGAAUAUCUUCAGACAAAGUAACUUGUUAUUAAAAACACUGAGAUCAUUAACUAAUGAUCUGAAGGUAGGAGUUAGGAAAAAAAUGAUUGGGCCGCUCUCUGCUUCCUUACAUAUGUGUAAUUAUUUCAGUUUUAUUUUCCGAUGAUCACAGACUAAAUUUUACAAUUUCAGCAUGACAAAUUUUGUUUUCUCAUCAUCAUCACAAAGUGAUUAUUUCAUGAUGUCAGCAUAACACAAACCACAUUCAAAUCAUUUGAUACAAAUGUUUGAGAUUCAGACAUGAGGUAAUCACUGCCUUGUCUGGUAUUUAGAGAUGAUUACCGUAGUGCACUGUCAUGCAUUGUUCACUAAUGAUCACAAGACACUGUUUGGGUUAACCUGGGAUCCCAAAAAAGCAUUCAGCGAUCAUCGGAAACAAAUUGUAAGGCUUCUCUGUAAGACUGACUUGAGGUCUGGUCUGAUGAACAAAAUUGCUCUCGUGACAAUUAGAAUGUAGAACAUACUGAUGAUGUCACUGUGUCCAGUAUGUCAGUGAAGCUUUGUUAAGAUUUGAUGGUUUUGUGACUGUAAUUUAGAGUCUUAUGUCAGUAGUUCUAAAGUCAGCAGUUCAAGGUCCUGGAAACAUCACUGGUAGACUUGUGUUCAGGGUGGAUUUGUGUUUGCAGUAACUAAUGUGCAGAAUGUCAAGAAAUGACAUGCCAUGUGCCAACUCAACAUUGUACCAAUGCACUUUAAAGAGAUAUUUUUACUUGCAGAGAAUAAAUAAUAAAAAAGAACCAAAUUGA
Messenger RNA from Epinephelus lanceolatus (giant grouper), 8845 nucleotides. It is a transcript of the gene c5h11orf24, whose product is annotated as chromosome 5 C11orf24 homolog. Lineage: Eukaryota; Metazoa; Chordata; Actinopteri; Perciformes; Serranidae. The record is from RefSeq and is a predicted model, not a curated record.